Molecule: messenger RNA, 8404 nt
Organism: Chelonia mydas (Green sea turtle)
Lineage: Eukaryota; Metazoa; Chordata; Testudines; Cheloniidae
Gene: THRB
Product: thyroid hormone receptor beta
Exons: 7
Coding region: 5494-7038 (514 amino acids)
Biological process (GO): cell differentiation; positive regulation of transcription by RNA polymerase II; thyroid hormone receptor signaling pathway
Molecular function (GO): RNA polymerase II cis-regulatory region sequence-specific DNA binding; zinc ion binding; nuclear receptor activity
Source: RefSeq, a predicted model, not a curated record
CCUGGUCCCUGCAUAAGGGCAGAAGGGAAGGAAAGCUCCUUGCAGGCACCCUUUCUUGCAGAGCUGUCCAUGGACUCCAGCUCUAUCCAGUUUAUCCUCAGUAUCCCCCUCUUAGAUAUGUAUGUGAAUAGCAGUGUCCCCAUUUUACAGAGGAAUCUGAAGAGAGACAUGAAGUGACUCACUCAGGGCACCACAAAGCUGGGAAUACAGUUCGAGACAUUCUGAUAUGUUCACUCCUAUGGGCCAGGCUGUAUCUCAUAUGGGCUGUUCAUUAACAACCCCGCUAACUCCCUCCCAAAAUGUGGUCACCAGACCAGACCCCAUCCUAAGUAGGAGAGUGUGAGGAGGAUGGCUUAGGCAGUGACAGUCUCCCUGUGAGAAGGUUUAUCGGCACCUCUGUUGCAGGUCCAGUUUGAGGAGCUUAGGAAGAAGGUGCAGAGACAAAACUAUAUUCUGCCGAGCAUAUUAUAAUGGAAGAUUCACCAUACCUGUGGAAACACCAGGCAAAAAUUUUGUUUUGACCCUUCUGGGCCACUAACUGUAAUUGGGGAGAGUGAUUGUUGAUUGCAUAAAAAGGAAGAGUGGGCAAUAAUAGCUCUACCCUUACAUCCCACUGACAUCAAAUUCUCAUCGCACGCCCAUUUGGACUGGGUGUCUAGACUUUCCAUAGAAAAGGCAACUUUUUUAUUUGAUGGACUCUUCCCUAGCUGAGACUUUGUUUCCUCUUUAGGGAAAUUUUACCCUUGGAGACAUUCUUGAUAGGAAUCUGAGAAAAUCCUUUGAACUCUUGACUGCUCAGGUAGCAGUAAUUACUCAUUAUCAGUAUAUGCCAUUAUAACAUCUCUGCAGUGACCAGAUGAAUCCUCCACCUAGACCAUAAAAAGAGCUCUAGGCCAGAAUUCCCAAACUGUGGGGCGCGCCCCCCUAGGGGGGCAUGGAGGAACGUUCAGGGGGGUACAGUGGGGCCCGGGCCAGUCCCCACAGGAGUCGGGGAGGGAGCACCACCCAGCCCUGCUCCGCUCCCAGCUCUGCUCCGGCCCCGGCCCCAGCUGCAGCCCCUGACGGCGCCACACUCAGCCUCAACCCCUGGCUUGGGCUCCAUUCCCAGUCCUGGCCCCAGACCUGCCCCCAGUUGCAGCCCUGGCUCCGAGGAGUGGGGGAAGGACAGGGGUAAGGGAGGGUGCAACCCUGAAAAGUUUGGGACCCAUGCUCUAGGCCCUCUUAUUAAGCUCUGUUCACUUUGAAAUAGGGCCUCUUUUAUUUAUGGUUCAUCCCAAGAUGCCUUCAUGCUUUCUGCCCAGAACAUGGCCAUUUUAACAAUACCUGGAAGGGGAUGCUGGUUCUUGUCUUAUAACUGGGAACUUGGCAUAACACUAACCUUGCUGUCCUCCCUUAUCGAGGGUUAUUUGUUUGGCAUAACCCAGAAUAAGAAUUCACAUAAAUGUAGGAAGUUCACAAUGUUCUCUUUAUUGGAGGAAAUGCUGCUGACAAAUUAAGGCACAACAUGUUGAAGAAAAGGGUGUAAGAUAAAUAAUAAUGUUCUGUAAUGGUGAAAUGAACCCACAUUUUAACAAGCUAAACCGGAAUGAAAUAUCGAAAAAGGCCACACCAUAAUAACAUGGGAAAAGAAGACAAAAUGAGUGAUCCCUCUGUGGCAGGUCCUUUCCCUUUGUAGAAAUUUGAAAGUAUGAGAAAUGCCAACAUGUUCAUAAGAGAAGAUAGACAUAUCAGGCCCUUUAAAAGAUGAUUACUAAAUUAACUAAUCCAUAAAUUAAAUAUUUUCCCCAACACAGCAAGAGCCCAUCUGUAAUGGCUGCUCACUAGACUGUAUUCUGCAGCUUUGCAUUAGCUUGUGCUUGGGGCACAACCUCCCCUGAAGUUAAUAGGAGUUUUACCUCAGUAAACAUUGCAAGAUUUGGCCCAGCAGCAACAGCAAAAUUCUACUUCCUUUCUAACUGAACAUUCACAGGCAAAUUUUCAAACAGUCAGAGCACAGGAGCAAUACACAAAAAUAAGGGUCCAGCUCCACAGCUGAUUUUCACAUACAGUUACUGUGCUGUGAUUGACAAAUGCAAAUUUGGUAUUUAGGCAUGCAAACGGCCAGUUGGGUACCAAACACACACACAGUCAUGGAAUCAUAAUUGCUCUGUUUGCACAUUGCUCUGGGUUUUUGUUGUUUUCAAAACCAGACUCUCAUUGUGAGCCAGAAAGUAAUGCCUUUGCCCAUGCUGAGUAAUAGCUUACUCCACAACAGUCCCGUUGACUUCAGUGGCACUGCUCAUUCAGUGCUACUCAAUAAAAGUGAGGGUAUCACAGACUGGCCUUAUCUGUUAACAGCUAGCUGUAGACGGUAAACUCCUGAUCAUGCAAGUUGCUGCACCCUGGCACAUCUUUGUGUAUGAGUAAUCUCAACAACCAAAGAACCGUGCAUAGAAAUGAUUUGAAAAUGGUACAUUAUCUUACAUGGAAAGCUUCCUGUUGUGAUGUUAGUUAUAACAAAUCAUUUUUUUCAAAAGCUUUUAUUUUAGAAAUGAGAUUUUGAGAUGCAAAUUUUUUCAAGCAAUUUUUCCCCUUUCAUGUCUUUCUACACACAGUGGUCCAAAUUUAUCCAUGGUCUAACUUCACUAAGGUUAAUGGAGUUGCAUUAUGUAAGGAUGUAUUUGGCCCAAUAUUUCCAAUCAGCUGUAUCGUGCUCUGUGUUAGGCUUUAUUUUAUGGAGAAUCUGGGAAUAGUUUCACCUUCCAUCUUGAGCUAUUCUCAGUGGCCUGCCCUCCACACUAUUACUGCUUCUAGCUUCUAGUCUCUAGUCUGUUCACUAAUAUAGUUCAGCUGGGAAUACACCUCUCCAAUUUUGUUUUCUUUUUAAUUUCUUUUGAGAUUUCUUUGAAUUCAGCCUUAAUUCAGCAGUGUUGACAAAAGCUGAAUGCAACAGCCAUUAGGAGAGAACCACUGGCAUCUCACGAGCCUUAGUUAAGUAAAGAGGAACCUUACAACACUAAAUAAACUGCAACCACCAUGGACAUCACAAUGAGACAGUUUUCAAAGUUUAAUGUCAAAAAAGAAAAGACCAUUUUGAUGCUGAGUUAUGAAAUCCGAAACUGCACAGACAAAUUUCAAAGAAUUACAAGCUCUGCUCACACAGCCGUUAUAGCGACAUUGCACAUUUACAAGCUUGCAAGGCUACAAAGGUUAAUAUUCAAGUCUACAAGUCCUUGGGAUGCUUCAGAAACACAAAAAGAAAAAUAUCUUUAAUCUUUUUUUUAAUUUAAAGACUUCUUUGACAAUUCCUUGGUAAAUUUAAUAAUACAGAGGUAUUGAAAAGCAUUCUCUCAGAACAUCUCAGGUCUCUCCAACUGUGGUGGCUCAGUAGCCCACCUUUUUCCUUCUUGUUUAUUUUUAAAUGCCCUUCAGAACUAAACCGGAGCCGCAUGGUAUAUGGUAGAGUAACAUGGUAGAUGGACUUUUGUGUUAAAAAUAAUGGUGAAAAAGACAGAAAUUUAGUCUGAAAAGGUACAACUAUUUAGCUUAUGAAUCUCAGUUUCAGUCCUUAAAUCAACUACUAAGUUAUGUAACUGAUUUUUUUCAUGUUGUGUGAGGUUGCCAGGGUUGCAGUGGCCUGUUCGUGAAAUAUGAAUAACAAAAUAUAAAAAUAUGUAUGUGGGUCUGCGUAUUUGUGUAAUCUUGCCAAUUUUUGAUCCUGUAAUUGGCAUGGAUAUACAGUACUAGCCAUACAGGGAGACCACUGGAAAGUGAAAUUAAUUUAACAGGUUGUAUUUUUUGAGAUUAUGCAAGGAAUUGUGGAAAACUGCAUUACAACACAUUGUUCCCUACAGUUUCCUGUAUGGUAGGGCCUCAAAAAUUUUCAGAAUGUCCCUAGAAAGUGUUUAUUUUCAUAUAGCUGCAAAUAAGUGCAUACAGAUAGUGGUCAUAACAAACACAUCUUUUCCUUUAGAUUAUAACAAGUUUUGAAAUUUACAAGGUGUAAACACGUUCAGAAUAUAAAAGCUGAAAUAUUUGUGUUUUAAUAUUUCAAUUCUUAUAUAUUUGUGUCUAACAUUUUCUGAAUAUCAUGCAUCAUACAAAUGAUGCCUUGUCAUUGUACAUGCUCUUUGUGUGUUUUUUGGUCUAAUGUGCUGUAGUUACUGACAAAAUCAAGUUUGAACUAUGGUGAGAACUAUAGAGCUAGAAAAGGUACACAGGAGAAAACUGUAUUUUAGUUUCUCCUACCUCAGACAUAGUCACUACGUUGCUAGCCAGGUUCUGGUUUCAGAAUACUUUUGUAGAUAACAAAUAGAGAUACACAGAACAGAAAGAAUGCAGCUUGAUUUCCAAAUACUAGGCUGAGUAUGCAUUGUUAGCAAUUAGAAAAGGAUUGCUUUGAAUUACAAAUUGAGUAAAUGUGAUAUUUGGGAAUGAAAUAUAUGGGAAUAAGAACAAACAUGAGAUAACAGUAUUUAAUAGUCACUUUUCUGACCAUACUCGCAUUUUCAAGAGUCCUACAAUAGCAAUAUUCCAUUUACUAAAGUAUAUAGAGAUAACUUUCAGAACUUUUAACAAUAUAUCAAAUCUGAAAAUCUAAUUCUCAUAAUUGUUUUAAAACUGCUUUAUUACCCACUUGCAUAGUUAAUAUGCAUCCAAUUAUUGAUAUGUAUACAGAGAAUUCUCUUGAGUGAAAUUCCUGCAAAAUUACCUGUUCAAUCCAUAAGAAUAGCAGAAUUUCAUCAUGAUUAAUGUAGCAAUGAAUAUCAAAUUGACAUCCACUGAUAAUGACUUAAGAUGUUCAGUACACGUUAUAAAACUAUUUUACAUUUUAAUUUUGAUUCAUAUAAUCUAAAAUAUAAACAUUUGUGAAUAUUUGGAACAUCAGCUAUGGAAUGACAUUGCUGUAGAAUCUAGCUGUGCUGUCCAGUAGUAAAAAGGAGUUAUUUUUAGACAUGUAGUUUUAUGAACUGACAGUAUUUAAAUGUUUCAUCUAAAACAAACACAUUUCAGGACUGUUGUUAAUUAAAUAUAAUUGUUGCCUUGUUAUUUAUUAUUAUUUAUGUAUUUGUUAUUUGCUUAUGACCACAGUGUUAAAACUCACAAGAUAAAAUGUCGCUCUCUGAUAUUGCUCUGGUAACCUCAACUAGAGAAAGGUAGUGGUAGCAAGAGCGGAACUGCUAAGCAUGCCCACAUAAGAAUGUCAUACUUAGGUAACAGAGUGUCCCUCAGGUCAGCCUACGCUAAGAGCAAAGUCAAGCAAGGCUGAAUCCUUGAUGUUUUGUGUUUUAAGUAUCUGAAAAUUGUACACGACCAGCCCCGACCCACAAGACCUCAAAUGAUCAUAUGAGCGAGGCAAUAAAUUGAUGGUAACUUGCCCCGGGCCCAUGUUCUAGUUGUGGUGUUGAUGAAAGUUGCGUCUAGUGGUAACCUGUGCGUGUAGAUCCAGCUGUCUUUUCAGGCUUAAUAGAGGGGGAAAUCAUUACAUUUAAUUGCACUGAAGGGAAACUGACUAUGGUGGCUGAAAGUGCAUGGCUGAAAAGCUCUGCAUCUUAUCAAUGCGGUCAAGUGGAGAUGCUUGUGAAUACCACCAGAUCAAGAGAAUUGGGAAACCACUUGCUUUCCAAAACUCCACAGCUCAGCAAGAUCUUGGCAAUGCCAACAGUUUGUCAACCAGUGCUUAUCAACCCUCCAAAAAAUGGCCUUCCAGCCUGGGACAGGCUGGUACAUCUUCGUGACAGACAUCUACAAAAUUCCAUUUGUGAUAUAACAGAAAAUCACUUGUGUAGGAAAAGACAUUCCAGAAAUGAUAUGCUGGGAAAUGGACAGCAAUCUUCACAGUUUCUACAUGCUUCAGUUUGGACUAGCUCAAUAUUACAUCCAGGUCAUACAGAAGUGAAUAUUCAAGGCAUGUCAAGUGCCCAGGAGUACGAUAGAGAAGAAAAAAAAUGUAAAGGAUACAUACCCAGUUACUUAGACAAGGACGAGCUAUGUGUAGUAUGUGGUGACAAAGCCACCGGGUAUCAUUAUCGCUGCAUCACUUGUGAAGGAUGCAAGGGAUUUUUUCGAAGAACCAUUCAGAAAAAUCUCCAUCCAACCUAUUCCUGUAAAUAUGAAGGAAAAUGUGUGAUAGACAAAGUGACAAGAAACCAGUGUCAGGAAUGUCGCUUCAAAAAAUGCAUCUAUGUUGGCAUGGCAACAGAUUUGGUGCUGGAUGACAGCAAGCGGUUAGCAAAAAGGAAGCUGAUAGAAGAAAACCGAGAGAAGAGACGUCGGGAAGAGCUACAAAAAACAAUUGGGCACAGACCCGAGCCAACAGAUGAGGAAUGGGAGCUGAUCAAAAUUGUCACUGAAGCGCAUGUGGCCACUAAUGCACAAGGAAGUCACUGGAAACAAAAAAGGAAAUUUCUGCCUGAAGAUAUUGGGCAAGCACCAAUGGUUAAUGCCCCAGAAAGUGGGAAAGUGGAUUUAGAAGCCUUCAGCCAGUUUACAAAAAUUAUCACACCAGCAAUUACAAGAGUGGUGGAUUUUGCCAAAAAGUUGCCUAUGUUUUGUGAGCUGCCAUGUGAAGACCAGAUAAUCCUUUUGAAAGGCUGCUGUAUGGAGAUUAUGUCCCUCCGAGCAGCAGUGCGCUACGACCCUGAGAGUGAGACUUUAACACUAAAUGGGGAGAUGGCAGUGACAAGGGGCCAGCUGAAAAACGGGGGUCUCGGCGUAGUGUCUGAUGCCAUCUUCGACCUGGGCAUGUCGCUGUCUUCAUUUAACCUGGAUGACACAGAGGUCGCCCUGCUCCAGGCUGUGCUGCUCAUGUCAUCAGAUCGUCCAGGUCUCCUCAGUGUUGAGAGGAUAGAAAAAUGUCAAGAAGGUUUCCUCCUGGCCUUUGAACACUACAUUAAUUACAGAAAACACCACGUUGCACACUUUUGGCCAAAACUGCUGAUGAAAGUGACAGAUCUACGAAUGAUUGGAGCCUGCCACGCCAGCCGCUUCCUGCACAUGAAGGUGGAAUGCCCCACGGAACUCUUUCCCCCUUUGUUCUUGGAAGUGUUUGAGGAUUAGAAAGACUGGAGUGGUUCUCAGAAUUCCUAUAGCACUACUGGCUGUCAUUUCAUUCCAUUGCCUAGCUCUUCUUCUGUUCUUUUUGUUUUGGUUUGGUUUGUUUGUUUCUUUUUUUUUUUUUUUUUUUUUGCAUAGACAUGGAUGAAAAUGUCCCUUUUAUGCGGGUACUUGUGACUAUUGCAUUUUGUCCUUCAGUCCCUUGAUGUGAAUGCUUUGACAGCUUAACAGUGAAAACACAAACAAACCAAUCUCGAUCACCAGCACUUAAGUGGUCACCAGCUCACAUCCAUAACUGCUUGGGGAAAUGGGGAGUUAAAAUUGAAGUGGCAGAAAAUAAACAGGCCUCCAAGGCAAAGCACUUUGCCCUGCCUUUUUCCCAGUAUUACCUCAUUUUGCAAGCCACAAGUGAGAUACAGUGUCUAGUUUUCCAUGGUCAUUCUAAGUGUAACCAUUACCAUUGUGACCUAAGAAUACCAUCAUCACUGUGAUUGCAUCACGUCUUUGGGAUUAUUACAUGGAUCAUAAAUAUCUGUGUCCUCUACAAUCAAAUCUUUUUUCAAAUACCCAGUGGGAAGGAGGGGUUGAUAUAUUUUUUUCAUUUGUACGAAAUGAAGGCAAAAUCCUUCAGCCCUUGCUCAAUUAAAACUCUAGAUGACUUCAGUGGCAGGUCUACUGAAAUAGAGACUUUGGGCUUGAUCCUGUGAGGUGUUGAGCUCUUCCAACAGGUGCUGGGAGCCCUCAGCUCAGGUUGGUUUCAGGAGAGGAAGUGAAGGGGGAUGUCACAUCAACAUCCAAGUGGCACUGGAAGGGGUGGGCACUCGGCAGGUCUCGGUAUGCACUCAGCACUCUGCAGGAAUGGGUCUUUUAUCCUGACUGCAGGAUUUGCUUACGGUCAUGCAAAGAUACAAAUGAUCACAGGGAGAAAAAAAUGAUUAUGAUGAUCUCCAAAUAGGAUAGAAACCUACCCUAUUACUAGUUAUGCUCCAGACUGUACAACUUUAUCCCAGUAACAUGUAGAGUAUGUCUUGAGAGUAAUUUCUGAUAGAUAAAUACAAAGGAAACUUCAGCAUCUGUCUUAAACAUGUUGCCAUCUUUUUGUACCUUUUUUGGUGCAUUUUUUAUUUUGAUUGGCUAGAUUCUCUCUCAAUUCCGUGAAAUCAUUUAUUUUUAUUGACUGCAUUAGUAGGAGCUGAACUGAGCAACAACAGGAUGUCUUGCUGCUGAAAUCUGCCAGCCAGCACUCCUGGCACUCAUGUGGGCCUUUUUCAAGGGCAUUAUGAGUAGAGAGUUCUCUGUUUCCUCCAUCCUCAUCACAGGGUGAUUGUCUCUGAAGUUUUAUAAACUCCAGGCCAGGUAAGUCUCCUGG